GAAUUUCUAAAACGACGCACAGCAGCCGAACCACAUUCUACUCUAUUCACUCUCUUGUUUCGCUCGGCCGCUGCUGCUCAUUCUUCCAUAUUCAGCUUGCAUUCUAAAGGGGCAAAAACCUCGAACAGCAUUUAGAGAAAGAAAAAUGAAUCUCCUCCGAAACGCAAUCAAAUCGCACGUUUCGGUUCGAACGAUCAGGCCAAUCCACGCCUUACCUUCGUUCCUUCGCGAAUCGCCUAAACGUUUCUCAACCGAAACGGAUCAACCACAACCACCACAACCCGACGCCUCUGUCGAUCAAUUUCUCGAAGCGGCAAACAGAGGAUUUGUUUAUGCGAGACUCUCUGGAACAUCAAAGUAUACAAUGAAGAGCGAUAUAAUCAGCUUGUUUGAAGGGUGUAAUCUAACGGCUGAUGAUAUUAAAGUCAGCUACAGUCGCAGCCUUCUUCCUGUUGCAGUGAUGUUGCGGUUUUCAUCACCUGGUGUAUUUAGUAAUGCAACAAGGACGAUUAGAAGGUUUGAUCGGCUGUACAGGUUGGAAAGGGUUAAUGCUUCUGAUUGGGAUAUAGUUAGACCAUAUAAUGGGAAAACUGUGGUACUACAAGGACUCCCUCGAAGUGUGAAUUUAGAGGAUAUAGAGCGUUUCCUCUCUGGUUGUGAUUAUGAUUCAUCCUCAAUACAGACGGCUACAUUUACAAGGCCAGGAUCCACCAACCUUGUCAGAUUGACAACUGUGCAAUUCCCUUCACAAAUCCAAGCAAUGAAUGCAUGCAUCAGCAAAAACAGAAACCUCUGUCUCAAUAAUCAAAUCUCAAUGCGAGUUCUGCACUAAAAGUUCAGUCUGUUUGAGGUAUUGCUUUAAGAUUGACUAUAAUAUUAGACUUCAUUGCCCCAAUUGAAUUAUGUGAAAAUUUUGCCUGUUUGGUAAUCAUGAGACACGAUGGAGCUAUUUAUA
Messenger RNA from Durio zibethinus, 955 nucleotides. RefSeq names its product Ribosomal protein S24e family protein. The record is from RefSeq and is a predicted model, not a curated record. Lineage: Eukaryota; Viridiplantae; Streptophyta; Magnoliopsida; Malvales; Malvaceae.